Molecule: messenger RNA, 1253 nt
Organism: Moneuplotes crassus
Lineage: Eukaryota; Ciliophora; Spirotrichea; Euplotida; Euplotidae
Source: the annotation of a GenBank genome assembly
AGUUUAUAAGCAUGAAUCAGGAGAUCUUAUUUCACCCUAAAGAAGCACCAGAUUCUUCAACCCAAAGGGAUUAUGAUGGAUCAGGUGCCCACGAGCAGGAUGAAGACUUACAGAUUGAAGACUACUUCGCACUGAAUUCCAUUGAGUCUUUUGAUGAUAAUAAUUAUGUCAAGGAAGAGCCUGUUGAACAAAAGGAAAUCACUGAGAUUUCUAUAAAACACAGAAGAAUCAGCUCAAAUGCUACUAAAAAGAAGCGGGUUUUUAGUCCCAAAAAUGUAAUUGAAAAAGCUGCUAAGAAGUUAAAGAGAAUUAAGCCUUCAAUACAAAAGAAAUGAGGGGAUAAAAAACUAAGAGUUAAACUCCUAAAUCAGAAAAAGGGGAGGAAGAAGGAUACCUUCAGCCCAGAUCCGAGGCCAAGGAACCAAAUUUCUGGGUGUGGAAAUAAGCCAUUAGUCAAGGACCUGACUUCUGUAUUAAGCCUUAAGAAUAUUUAUACAAAAGGCCAGCAGUUUAAUGAAAAUGAUCGAAUUAUGAAAAAUUUGAAGCUUGAAAAAGACGGUUUAAAAGCCUAUAUUCUGAACAAACUUAAGCUAAGAAAGCUAGAGAAUACUGUGGAUAAAGGUAACAUUCAGAAUACUCCAAACCCUCAGAAGCAAUCUAUUACAUUAAAGGAAAUUACCCAAAGGCUUGUUCAGCAGAGUAAGGGACAGAAUUUGGCUUCUCAUAACAAGCCAUCUCUUCCAGCACAUUUAGUCAAGGGGCUCUCAAAAAGAGCAAAGAAAAUGAUCGAAGCUUACCAGAUUAAGAUCAAAUAAGGCGGUGGGAGGUAGAAAACUCAGUUGAAUUGAGAGUAAUAAAGCCAGCCAUCCUUCCGAACCCGAUAUAAAUUUCAGCACGAAGACUAAUACAUUUUAUGAUGAUAAGACUGACCAGAUCAAGGAUAUCAAGAGCAGGAAGAAGUUCCAGGCUAAUUUCUCACCUGUCUGAAGGACUAUUAUCCCUUUACAUGUGACUAAUGAUACAUUAGAGAUGAUUAGCAAUGACCAAGAGGAGCAGGAAAUUGUAAGAAGAGACAUUUCGCUUGGAGUAAGGAAUCCAAGUAAUCCAAAUGGAAACCUCAUGGAGAUAACACUGGAGAGGAUCACUUCUCCGCAUGAAAGAGUGACUAGCCCAAUGUCUAAAGGUACAUUGGCGCAUCUCUUUACCCCAAAGAGAGGUCUUGAGUUAUAAAAGCUACUUAGAUUUUCCAUUUC